This is a messenger RNA of Apis mellifera (honey bee), 3514 nucleotides long. Its product is annotated as interference hedgehog. Gene Ontology annotation, molecular function: protein binding. Gene Ontology annotation, cellular component: axon; plasma membrane. Gene Ontology annotation, biological process: cell-cell adhesion; nervous system development; axon guidance. Bases 1052 to 3487 code for a protein of 811 amino acids. The record is from RefSeq and is a predicted model, not a curated record. The transcript is spliced from 9 exons. NCBI's taxonomy places the organism in Eukaryota, Metazoa, Arthropoda, Insecta, Hymenoptera, Apidae.
UUUAUCGCGGUUCAAAACCUGUCGGUCUGCAUUCCAGUGUGCUGGUGGACGCCAAGCGUCGUGUUCUAUGAGAGAUUGAUCCUAUUGAAACUUACAACAAUUCUUGUGAAAAAAUGAAACAAUUUGCUAAAAAUUAUUAACAGAUUUAUUAUUUCUAUCCUAUAAGAAAGAUUGUGAUCGAUUCACGGGAAAGUCAAAGAUCUGGAACAAAUAGAUCGUACGGCUGGAUCGAAGGAAAAAGGUAAAAAUAUAAAUCCAAUGAAAAUUAUCAUUGAAAACUUUUCUUGAAAUAUCGUUGUAAAAGAUCAUCUGCCGGAAGGGGUGAGCCAUCAAUAUUUUUGGUGAAAUUUGAAUAUGAUGGAUAAUAAAUUGUUAAAAUGUAUAAUAACAAUGAUUAUGUUAUAAUUCUAAUUAUUUGAAUUAUUGACACUUGAAAAAAUACUCGUUCGGAUAAUACCGCGCUACUUAUUGCGCCUGCGUUCUAAUAAAGUAUACACAUUACGUACUUUUUGAUUAAAGUCUUAUACGCAUUUUGAUACGCGUAGUAAUGCGGUCGAAUUGUCAACUUCCCGAUGAAGCUCAUUAAAGUGAACCGGGUACAUCAGUAUAAUAAUAAUGUUAUUGAGAGAAAACUUACAAAUAUUUUACAAAUAUUAUUAUUUAAUUAAUAAAUAUAAAAUGAGAAUAAUAUAAGUAUAAAAAUAAAGUGUUAAUAUUUGGAUAAGUACUAGUUAUGGGAAGUAGAUUAAAAUAGCGUAUGACACAUAUACGGCUAAAUAUUCGUUGCUCGUUUUACUAAGCUAUCGUUAUGCUGAGCAGGAAAGUAAAGUUAGUCAUAUAUCUUGUAUCGAGAUGAAACAUGAUGAUGUGUGAAGAAUAAAAGUUCACGUGAUUAAUCGACAAUCAACGAAAAGGAUGAUCAUCGGCAUAUAAGGACACUUGUCAAAUGAAGUUUCAGUCAGUCGGAGAAUCAAAGAUAGAAAAAAGAAUUUCAGGAAUUGAGGUUCUCUGGAUCAACAUCAAGUUGUAGAAAUAAAAAAAAUGUGUCAAGAUGCGAUCUGUGCCCUUUCUAUGUGGCAUUGUUACGAUUUUAUUUUACGUCUUAGCCAGUCUUGUAUAUGGGCAAAGACAGGAGUUAGGCAUGUCUUUUAUCAGACAUCCACAACCAUUGGAUGCACCAAUAGGCGAUGACGUGAAUUUUGAAUGUAAUUUGAAUCUUGGCGCAGAACGUUUUUCUUGGCGCCAUAGACCAUUGAAUUCGGAUAAGUGGUUGCCAAUUUUUCACACAAUUAGUAAUGGUGGCAAAACAUCUAGGCAUGUGGUAAAAUUUGAUAAUGAAUCGAAAGCCGGAGAUUAUCGUUGUAUAGCUUUUUAUGGUUCAAGUGGUUUAGCUUCUGAUCCAGCAAGAUUAACAUUAGCUACACUACACAAGUUUUCUGAUAAAAGUGAUGUUAUUAUAAAUGUUCCAGCAGGAAAUGUUGUACCUAUCACUUGUCCUGUACCUUAUUCUGCACCAGAAGCAAUAGUUCAGUUUUAUAAAAACAAUAAUCUUAUACAAAAUGUUAAUAUAAUUGGUAGCAAAACUAUGAUUAUUGAGAAUGCUAAAAUAUCAGAUAGCGGAUCUUAUCACUGCACUGCUAGCAAUUAUAUAACUACACAAAUAUAUUCAAGUAACUAUAAAACAAUUUUAAAUGUACAUAAAAACAUUAGUUUUUUAGCACCAUAUUUUGUUAAGCAACCACAAACAGAAUACAAAGUUUUACGAGGCAAAAAUAUAACAUUAGAGUGUUUUGGUGCUGGCUAUCCAGUACCUUCUGUUACAUGGAGUAGAUUAGGCAGUCCAUUACCAUCAAAUUCUAUAAAAAAUUUGAUAGGCUUAAUGAUAAUUAAUGUUCAGCCAUCAGAUAGAGGAGAGUAUGAUUGUAUGUGGAGUAGCAAUAAUGCACAUAUUAUUAAAUCUGUAAUUAUAUUAAAAGUCAUGGAAGCUCCAAAAGUAAUUAAACCGCCAAAAGCAUCCACAUUCUCUGAAGGUGGAGAAUUAGAACUUUCUUGUGCAGUGAUUGGCGAACCACAACCAAAAGUUGAAUGGUUAAUUAAUGGAGAAUCUUUGAUACCUAGUGAUAAUGUGGAAAUCAAAGGUUCCACACUUCUUAUAUCUGAAGUUGAGAAAAAACAUGCUGGUAUUGUCCAGUGUGUCGCAAGUAACGAAUAUGGAUCUCAUUCUGGUUGCAAUUUGCUAAGAGUAAAUCCUAAACAACAUAUUGGAACAACAGAAAUCAGACAGGAUUAUGGAAUUUCUAAUUCAAAACAUAAACACACUAGAGGAGGAGGUAGACGAAGAAGUAAGGAAGGAAAACAUAAAGGCACUGCGGUAUUAGUACCACCGAAUCAGCCAAAUGUCACAAGACUUUCAGAUGUAUCCGUAAUGGUUAGAUGGUCUGUACCUGAAAAUACAGGAUUGCCGAUUCAAUUUUUUAAAGUUCAAUAUCGGGAACUUGGACAAAAGAUGAAUGGUAAACAAGCCAAGUGGAUGACUGCAAAUUCAGAAAUACCGAAUAAUGUACGAGCUUUUGAAGUAACCGAUUUACAACCUGAUCAUACUUAUCGAUUUAGAAUUGCUGCAGUUUAUUCAAAUAACGAUAAUAAACUUAGUCCAAAUUCCGUACGUUUUCAUCUUAACAAAGAUGGUGGAAUCGAAAGUAAUAAAAUGCCUAUACCUUUAUUAACGAACACUGAGGCUUUAGGUCCGCAUGAAGUAUUACUCAUUUGGCAAAAUUCAGAUAAAUCGGCAAAUAUCGAUGGUUUUUACGUAUAUCAUCGAGCCUCUACUACAGCUGGAGAUUACAUAAAAACUACAGUUGAGGGCAAAGAUUCUUUCAAUAUAACUAUUUCUCACUUGCAACCAGAUACAACAUACGAGUUUAAAGUGCAAAGUUUUUCUGUGGAUGCUGCUUCAGAAUUUUCUCAAAUUCUUCGACAAAAAACAAAAAAAUCUUUGAAUGUUAAUGAACAUAAUGAUUACAAUAAUCGAAAUGAUCAUAGUAGUAAUUUAACAUUAGAUAGUCGAGUAAGACCUGCAGACGAUAAAAAUGUGAAUAUGUAUGCCAUAAUUGGCGGAGUUCUCGGAGGAUCGACCUUGCUAGGUAGUUUAACUGCAGUUGCAGUAAUAUAUAAAAGGACAAAAUACAAACAGAGUCGAGAAUCAUCACAAAGUGAAGGGAAACCAAUAACAAAUGGAAGAAUAAUGAAUGGUGGAGUAACCGAUUCAAAAAUAAAUAUAACUUCAAAUCCACUUGCUGGUCUUGAUACGUCUGAAGAUAUAAUACAGCCUAAGGUUGGUAUUUCUUUAGCCAUUGGUCGCGUGUUCUUUAAAUUCUACUUGCACAUUCUCUGCACUCUCUCUGGAAGCCGCUUUUCUUUUGUAUUUUCCGAACACCACAUACGUACGUUAUAUAUUAUCUACAUGUCCAUGCUUCUUUGUGAGUGAAAUUUGAAAGAAGCGAAAUGUUUCUAA